This is a messenger RNA of Sinocyclocheilus anshuiensis, 2880 nucleotides long. Its product is annotated as alpha-1,3-mannosyl-glycoprotein 4-beta-N-acetylglucosaminyltransferase A-like. Gene Ontology annotation, cellular component: endoplasmic reticulum; Golgi stack; endoplasmic reticulum-Golgi intermediate compartment. NCBI's taxonomy places the organism in Eukaryota, Metazoa, Chordata, Actinopteri, Cypriniformes, Cyprinidae. The transcript is spliced from 12 exons. Gene Ontology annotation, molecular function: acetylglucosaminyltransferase activity. The record is from RefSeq and is a predicted model, not a curated record. Gene Ontology annotation, biological process: protein N-linked glycosylation. The coding region runs from base 5 to 1198 and encodes 397 amino acids.
UUCCAUGGUGAUGGGCAUCCCCACGGUGAAGCGGAAAGUAAAGUCAUACCUGUCAGAGACGCUUCAUUCACUCAUCGAUAAACUCUCGGCGGAGGAGAAGCUUGACUGCGUCAUCAUAGUGUUCGUGGGAGAGACGGACAUAGAUUACGUAAACAGUGUGGUUGCAGGCCUUGAAAAAGAGUUCUACACAGAGCUGAAUUCUGGGUUACUGGAGGUCAUAUCUCCCCCUGCCAGCUACUACCCAGACUUCAGCAACUUGAAAGAGACCUUUGGUGACUCAAAGGAGCGGGUGAAAUGGAGGACCAAGCAGAACUUGGACUAUUCCUUUCUAAUGAUGUAUGCCGUGAACAAAGGGGUCUAUUAUGUCCAGUUAGAGGAUGACAUCGUUGCCAAGCCCAACUAUUUUGCCACCAUGAAAAACUUUGCUCUACAACUCGCCACUGAGGACUGGAUGAUCCUUGAGUUUUCACAGCUGGGCUUCAUUGGUAAGAUGUUCCAAGCCCCAGAUCUAAAUCUUAUUGUGGAGUUUAUCUUCAUGUUUUAUAAGGAGAAGCCCAUUGAUUGGCUCCUGGAUCACAUACUCUGGGUCAAAGUAUGCAACCCAGAGAAAGAUGCCAAACACUGUGAGAGACAGAAGUCGAGUCUGCGCAUUCGUUUCAGGCCCUCUUUGUUUCAGCACGUAGGCCUACACUCCUCCCUCGCUGGGAAAAUCCAGAAACUCACGGAUAAAGACUUCCUGAAACCUCUGCUGCAUAAGAUUCAUGUGAACCCGCCGGCGGAGGUGUCCACCUCUCUAAAAGUGUAUCAAGGUCAUACACUUGAGAAGACAUACUUGGGCGAGGACUUUUUCUGGGCCAUUACUCCAAUGGCUGGAGACUAUGUUCUGUUCAAGUUUGAUCGGCCCGUCUACAUAGAAAGGUUCCUUUUUCGCAGCGGAAACCAGGAGCACCCAGGAGACAAAAUAGAGAACACUACUGUCGAGAUCCUGCCCUUUUCGGACGCUGAAUCGAAGACCAAAGAGAAGUACAAACGAACAGAAGAUCGGUUCUAUAAGCUUGCUCAGUUUGAGAAAGGAGUGGCAGAGGGGACGGUUGACCCUGCCUUCAACCCUGUGGUGGCUGUUCGUCUAAAGGUCCAGAAGGACUCCGCCGUGUGGGCCAUUAUUAGCGAGAUCCAUAUCAAGAGGAUACCUGGGUAACUACCUGAAUGUCUCCAGUGCUUGAGGCCCUCUGGUCACCUAGACAGGGACGUGCUGCUCGCAUCUCCAGCGGAUUGAGUGACCCUCACAUUAUCAGAGUGCGUGGAGGAACCCUAGUUUUAUGUUCUUCACCUCUUAAACUUGACUUUUUCCUCUUUUUUUCUUCUUCCUCUGGUAGUUUUGACAUUCUCUCUUCUCUUCUACUUGCCUUGGCCUCUGUCGUCAGACUUCGUUUGACCUUUAACUUUCCCCUGAAUUAUGUUGUGUGAAUGUGACUACUACUGUACAGAAAAAAACAAACAAACACUUUUUGACAGAAUGUUUCCAGACACUAAAUUUGUGUCGUGAAGAAUUGCAAUCAUCGCUGUCAUUAAGGUUUGAAGUUCAGGAUUCAAAGCUGCACCAAUGCUGGAUAAUAAGUUAAUAUGCCCUACUGAUGAAGAAUAUCCUCAGCGCUCUGCCGUCAUGGAUUGUAACUGACCAUAAACUUUGGGUCAGAUAAACACGGCUGGAUUUCAGCUUAGAGAUGAACGAGUGGGGUGAAAGAAAUGUUUAGGUUUUAGGCCGUUGGUGCCAGUUUAUUAUUUUAUUGACUGCUUUGCCAAAAUCUAAAAACAAACAGCAUAUGUUUUCUGGUCAACAGAAGUGGCUUUUCUUCCUCUGUGUUGGUUUAGUGUCAACGAAUCAAUCAUGGCUUUCAAUCGGAAAGUUUUUAAUUGCUGUUACUAUUAUUAUGACGAUCUAUGAAGGUGAAUUAAUUUAUUUGAAAUAAAUCUAAUUUGUACAAAAGGUAAAUGCUUUCAUUUUAUAUUCUUUGGAAAUGUAUGAUGUGGCAGAGAAUUUAUUGUGGCUUAAAGUCGAGUGAUGGUUGAUGUUUGUAUCUUUGUGUAGUUGAGAAGGGUGCAGGGCCGCCCACCUCUGUGCCUUAACAUCCAGCGUCCCAGUAGAGGGCCUGGUAAAGGACUGCCUUGUGCCCCGUGUCAAUACGCUUAAGUCAUACAAUAGGACAGUUUGUUAGAUGCUUGAUUUAAGUGAGACGUUCAAGUUUAGAGCAUGGCAUGUCCGUGCUUACGUUUCAGAAUCUUUCAUGUCUUCAUUUGUUCAUUGAGCAUUUUCCAUCUCAAAUAGUCCGCUUUCAUCAUGUCUGUCAGAAAAGUUCUCAUUUCUAUGCUGUAUUCAUAAGAUACUUAUCUGAAUGUUCAGUAAGUCGUGAUGAAGUCCAGAUGGAAUCUGCUGAUUUUUUUUCUGCACCGAAUGAAUUUAAAUGUGGUGAAAUGUGAUUAAGGAAGCUGAGGGUACUUGCGUAUCUGAAAGCACAAUCUACAGAGACCCUAAAUGGACAUGGUGAUGGGGAAAUAAAAUAAAUGAAAAAUUAUAUUUCAGUGCUUUGCUUCUCUCACAAAAUGUUCGCAUUCCACCAACAAACUUUGUGUUCUCAGAAAUGUUUGCAUCUCCUGACAAACUUUGUGUUCGCUCGCAAAACUUUUGUGAUGGAAAUGUAAGGUAGGACCAAGAACUAUAUUUCAAUACUUUGCGAGAGAAUGCAAAAGUUUUGCUAGAUAAUGAAAAAGUUUUGUGAGCGAAUUAAUUUUUUGGGGGGUAAAACGCAGUAAUUUUUGCAAAUUAAUGUAAAAGUUUUGUGAGCAAAUGUAAAAUUUUAGCAAUUUUACAAGCAAACUUAA